AUGGCCUUGCGAUACGAGCAAAAAGAAUACGUCCUCGACAAAGAGCUCAAAGAGAUAGAUGAAACCAAUGAAUCUGCUGAAGAAAUAGCUGAGUAUAGGGCUCAUGAAAAAGACGCGACAAAGGUUGCUAUUAAAAGUUUUUUCAAAAGACAUUUAGAUGUUGGAGACAACAAUGGUGAAGGAACUUCCAAAAAAAAUAAGCCUAAUGAAAAAGUUGUUGCGGUACUUAAAUAUGUCAAAGUGGAUGGGUCUACUUUAUCUAACCGUAAUCAAGCAAAGGGUAUUUUGUCAUAUUUCAAGACACUUGACUUCGUGUUUCUUUUAAAAUUGAUGUUGAAAAUUCUAUGCCUCACGGAUAGCUUGUCAAAGCAUCUUCAAAAAAAAGAUCCAAAUAUUUUGGAAGCGGCUUCGUUAGUAAAAGGGACAAAGAAAGCAUUGCUAGUUUUUAGAAAAGAUGGGUUUCCACAAAUUUGGAAGAAGGUAUGUGCUUUUUGUGAAAAACACAGUAUUGGAGUUGUGGACAUGUCGGAAUAUUAUGUUACCCCACGCAAGCGUAGGACCAAUAAGACUAAUCAACAUCAUUUUGAAGUUGUGAUUUUUAACACAAUUUUAGAUAUGCAAAUUCAAGAAUUUGGGGAUAGAUUUAGUGAAGUUGGCACAGAGUUGAUGGAUAACAUGGCGGCAUUGAGUCCUUGUGACUCAUUUUCUAGUUUUGAUAAAGCAAAGUUGUUAAAGUUAAGCGAGAUAUACAAAAACGAUUUUGACAAUUCAGAAAGGACGCAACUUAAUGGACAACUUGAUAUCUAUUAUCACUCUUUGGUCCAUGAUGAGAGAUUUUUCAACUUGAAGGGAAUUGCCAACCUCUCUUGUUUGUUGGUGGAAAGCGGGAAGCACCUCUCUUUUCCUUUGGUUUAUAGAUUAUUAAAACUAGCAUUGGUUUUGCCCGUCGCAACUGCAAUCGUUGAACGGUGUUUUUCUGCAAUGAAGUUCUUGAAGACCGAAUUGCGUAAUAGAAUAGGUGACGAUUUUUUGAAUGGUGCUUUGAUUUGUAGUGUAGAAAAAGAAGCACUAGAGAAUGUUAAGACUGAAAAUGUAAUUACUCGUUUUCGUAAAAUGAAAGAUCGAAGAGGUGAACUUUAA
Lactuca sativa (garden lettuce) is the source of this 1140-nucleotide messenger RNA. RefSeq lists its product as uncharacterized. NCBI's taxonomy places the organism in Eukaryota, Viridiplantae, Streptophyta, Magnoliopsida, Asterales, Asteraceae. The record is from RefSeq and is a predicted model, not a curated record. Gene Ontology annotation, molecular function: protein dimerization activity.